Anguilla anguilla (European eel) is the source of this 6369-nucleotide messenger RNA. RefSeq names its product espin-like. The transcript is spliced from 13 exons. Bases 877 to 5202 code for a protein of 1441 amino acids. The record is from RefSeq and is a predicted model, not a curated record. Gene Ontology annotation, cellular component: cytoplasm. Lineage: Eukaryota; Metazoa; Chordata; Actinopteri; Anguilliformes; Anguillidae. Gene Ontology annotation, biological process: actin filament bundle assembly. Gene Ontology annotation, molecular function: actin filament binding.
AAAGACAUAUACCAGAACUAGAUCUGCAUAUCGAAUGGCUGCUGUAAACUGUCCUUAUGCACUACACUGUGCGUGCACUAGGAAAGGAGAAAGUGCAAGCUGAUAUAAGGCAAUGUCCCUUUAAGACUGCAACGUGCUGCAAGCGGCCAAAUGUCUCAGAGAAGAAGUGAUCAUCCUCCUCUUUAUGGAUUAUUCAACAAGUGGCCCAGUCCGUUCAGGCAUCGUACGCAGCCAUGGUUGGCGGAUAGAGAAUGCGGGUUCAUGGCAGGAGAACUCUAGGAACAAUGAAAAUAAUGCAUGAAGUACGUGCAUUAAGAUGAAGUAAGUGGACGACUUGUUUCAGAUAGUGGAGUAGCCUAUUGUAAUGAGUGUUCUGGGGUCAGCAAGUUUGUGCUGUCAGAAGAAACCUAAUUCUGCAAGGGGACUAGACACAGCACCGCGUAGCUAUAUGAAAAAGGGCCUCGCGCAGCAUCCCAUUAACUGUUUACCUUUAACGCAUUCGAUUCGGUCAUUGACAGCAGUUUACAGACGCCAUUUAGUUUUCUAUAUAGAAGCGUUUCAACAAGUGUCCAUGGACAGGCUGCUACAGUAUAAUCUCUCCAAAAAUAAAAUAAUGUCUAUCUCCGCUUCGAUUAUUCAACUUAUAGAUUUGCUAUGUUUAUGCUAUUAGUCAACACGUGCGACGAUAAUUUAUCAUUCAGUAUGUAGAAUAUGGGGAGAAGUAGCUUGUGCGCACAGAUAAAAUCCAAUUCUAAUAACAAGAUCUACAGGACAUUUAGGCUAUAAACGAAACUAGAUUUGCAUAAUAAUAUGUGGCAAUUGUUUUUGAUGGAGCCGUGUAAUAUAUAUUUCGGGAGUAAGUGACCAACAGAUAGCAUGGUGGUGGAGAAGGCCUUUCUCGCCGCACGGCAGGGUGAUAUUCAGACUCUGAAAGUGCUCUUUGCUGAGAAAGUACUUCACAAAGAUGUAAAGGACCCUCUCGGAGCCUCUCCCGUGCAUCACGCUGCCCGGUCCGGCAAACUCACCUGUCUGCGCUACCUGGUGGAAGAAGCUGGGCUACCCGGCAACUGUCUUGCCAGGAAUGGCGCGACCCCAGCGCACGACGCGGCCGCAACCGGUAACCUGGCCUGUCUGCAGUGGCUAAUAACGCAUGGAAGGUGCAAGGCUUCGGAUAAGGACUGGUCUGGAGCCACCGUCCUCCACCUGGCCUGCCGCUUCAGUCACCAUGAGAUCACCGACUGGCUGCUGAAGGGCCAAGAGGCGGACCCCAGGGUUCCCACGGAUACGGGGGUGCUGCCUGUCCACUACGCUGCUGCCAAGGGAGACCUACCAUCUCUGAGGCUUCUGCUCGGGCACAGCCCAGGUGCGGUCAACACCCAAACAAAAAAUGGUGCCACGCCCGUUUAUUUGGCCAGUCAGGAGGGCCACCUGGAGGUGGUCCAGUACCUGGUGAAGGACUGCGGGGCGGAGCCCCGGAUCAGAGCCAAUGACGGAAUGACUCCCCUGCACGCCGCCGCCCAGAUGGGACACACGAUGGUCAUCGUCUGGCUGAUGAGCUUCACGGAGGUCGGUCUGUCGGACCGCGACGGCGACGGCGCCACGGCCAUGCACUUCGCCGCCAGUCGCGGCCACGCCAAGGUCCUGAGCUGGCUCCUGCUCCACGGGAGCGAGAUCGCCCCCGACUGCUGGGGCGGGACCCCCCUGCACGACGCUGCGGAGAACGGCGAGCUGGAGUGCUGCCAGAUCCUGGUGGUGAACGGGGUCGAUCUCGGGCUGCGGGACAAGGACGGCUUCACAGCGGCAGACCUGGCCGAGUACAACGGACACGCGCAGUGUGCCAAAUAUCUACGUACUGUGGAGAACAUGAGCGUGGGGCACCGUGUGCUGUCGCGGGACCCCUCAGCAGAACAGGAGUGCAAACAGCCCGAUUCAGGCGUCUCUUCCCCACCUGCCAACUACGACUCCUGCAGCUCUUCCAAUGCGAGGAGGAGCACAGCGCCACCUGCAGGCAACCACAUGGACCCGAAUCGUACAGACAUGGACUCCUACAUGGACCUGCUGAACCCGGACCUGGCGACUGCAGCACAGAGGAAGGACGAGGGAAACUGCGCUUCCCCUUCCCCUCCCCCCCCUCCGGCCUUCCCUCCUCCCCCGCCCCCUCCCCCGCCCGACACCCAGCGGCACCCCCCUCCCCCGCCCAGUUACACCGCGCCCAGCACCCCCGCGGACCAGGCCUCCGCCGAGAUCUACCUGCAGGUGAAGAGCAACCUGCGGCACGUGGAGAAGGACACUCCGAGAAACAAUCCAGACAGGCUGCGAAGGGCCGACUCGAACAGGAAGUCCCGCAACUUCAACAAGCAGCCCAGCACUGGGGACUACUACAAGGCCCUGGGCAGCGACCCAGCCGAGCACCGCGGGGCGAGAGCCAUGGUGCCCAACGAGCAGGGUUCUGAACUGUUGGAGGAACCAGCGGACAGUCCCCCCGCUCUAGAUAAUGGGCCAGUGGAGGGACAGCACCCUCCACCACCUCCGCCACCUCCCCUCCCCUCCACCAAUCCCCCUCCCCCUCCCCCUCCACCUCCACCACCACCACCACCACCACCGCUGCCCCCAGAAACUCCGCCCCCAAAGAGCACCGAACAUCGCCGACCAUCCUCCUCUUCAGGAAAGGGCAUAAGCAGACCAAAGAGAAGCACAAAGUCAUUCAACAUGAUGUCCCCAACUGGUGACAAUGCGGAGCUGCUGGCAGAGAUCAAAGCAGGGAAGAGCCUGAAACCAACUCCUCACAGCAAAGGAUACAUUACUGGACACAACAGCAGCAGCAGCAGCACAGGGAGCAGCACAGGGAACAGCGUGGAGGCCCCUUUGCCUCCGCCUGCAGCUCCACUGUCACGGCCUCCUUCCCCACCUCCCGCGCCCCUUCCCCUCGCCUCCCCUUUGCCAGCGUCAGCCCCCCCGCCUGGCCCGGCUGGCGGCUCCGCCCACAAACUCCCGCCCGCCGGCGGCUGCGACCCGGUUACCCACGCGGUCAACGGCAGCGUGGAUUUGGGGCACAUGCGGCGGGGCAGCCUGGUGGACGUGGAAGCCCUGGUCCCCACCCACGACGAGCAGGGCGUGGCCAUCCCAGAGUGGAAGCGCCAGGUCAUGGUGCGUAAGCUGCAGGUGAAGAUGCAGGAGGAGGAGGAUCUUAAACGCAAGUUAUCUGCCCAGGGGUACGGCCAGCCCCAGGACUGGCACUACUCGCACACCCACAACGCCAUCCUGGGCCCGUUCGGGGAGCUGAUGACGGAGGCGGACCUCGUCCGCAUCGAGCGGCAGAUUGAGAACCUGCAGGUGAUGCACAAGGUGCAGGCAGUGGAGAAGGAGUUGGAGCAGCUGGAGCGGGAGCUGACGCAGCUGCUGCCCGUCUCCGCCGCGCUCAGCCACCGCCAGCACUUCUCCGUCAACCCCCGGCAGGUCCACGGGCAGGCGGAGGACCUGCCCGAGUGGUGCAGCAAGAUCUCCACCCUGCUGAAGAACAUGGCCAUCCUGCUGGCCACCCUGGGGGGCAAGGAGAUAGACAUCCUGGACCUGGUGUACUCCGGGUACAUACGGGAGGAGCGCAGGGACCCGAGGACGGCCCCCGCCGCCCCGGCCCCGCCCCCAGCCACCGCCCCCGCGAACAUCGGACGAUCCCAGUCGUUCUCCACCAGGGAGGAAGUGGAGAGGGAGAUCAAGCAGUGCGGCGUGUCCGUCAAGAACCUGAAGGCCAACUACGAGCUGCAGAGCCAGCCCAAGACCGAGGACAGCGCCAGCAGGGUUUACAAACGCAAGCGGUCCCUGCCUGUGGGAAGCGAGCCCGCGGGCCACAGGUCAGAGCCUAUCUUAGAGGAGGACUUCAUCUGCUCCACAGAGGACAUCCACUGGACCGACGCGAGCGGACCUCCGCCGCCGGACGCUACGGGUGCGGCCUUCAACGGAGAGGCCGUGACCGCACCCCCUUACGCUCCUCUCAACGGGGCAUCAUCGGCACACCUGGCCCAGCCCGAGCUGGACCAGCACUCCCAGACCCAGCCCGCGGACCCCCUGUGUCGCCCCAACCAGCCCACACGCAGCCUGGAGGUGCAGACAGACCUCAGCUACAUGCAGGAGUGGACGGACCUCAGGAAGGAGCGAAUCGUCUUCCUGUUCUUGGAGCACUGGAGGAAAUACACCUUCGCCGGCGCCGUCCGGCCGCGGUCUCCCAGGAGACAGGGCAGCACGGGCAGCGGCGGGGAAGGCAGCCUGCAGAGCGAGGACGACCAGCUGAUCUACCUGAUGAAGGAGAAGCAGGUGGUGGGGAAUCUGAUCUGCCACUGGAGGGCGAUCUUCAGCCAGGUGCCCAGCAGGCAAAUCCGCCGCCUCAGCCGCGCCCAGAUCAUUUACUGGCCCCAGCACUUCCUGCCGCACAUCAACGGCAUGCCCGUGGCCUACGACGGCCUGACCCUCGACCUCUUCAUGCUGGGCUACUUCCAGCUGCUGGAGAUGAGCAUGACGCGGAGCGAGCGCAGGUUCAGGCACCUGCUGUGCUUCGAGAUGUUCGACCGCCUGGGCACCCACAGCUGGGAGCUGAUCCGCCAGUUCCACCGCGAGGUUAUGGAGGAGCUGGAGGCCGGGAGGCGGGACUGGGCCGACGGCUUUGAGGACAUAAAGCGGAGGUACUUUGGGGAACCCGCCGAAGAGCCGGAUGGGGCGCUGCCUCAGGAACUGCUGAUGAUGGCCCCGGAACCUCCCGCAACACAGCCUGGCCCCGCCCCUGGCAAUUCACCGAACGGGAAGGAGAGCUGUGACCCUGCCCCCAUUCCUGAUGAGGGCUGGAACCCCCCCACACAGGACAUGAAGGAGAGUGUAUCUGUCCCUGCCCCCACCCCUCCCCCCAUACAGGACAGCAAUGGUAGCCAUUGUGACCCUGUCCCUGCCCCCGUACUACAAAGUAUAGAGAGUGUAAGCUACUCCGCCCCCAUACAGGAUAGGAAAAACAGCUUGUGUGACCUCACCCCCCUGCUGGAAGAGGAAACAGCAGAGGGUUCAUGGGAGGAGCAGACUCCCCUCCCAGUGACCCGUAAGGACUCCAUUCAGGUGAUCUCUGAGCUCGGAGAGUUCAGCAACGAGGAGAUCUGCCGGUACAUCGACCGCAGCUUCUCCUUCUGGAAGGAGAAGGAGGCAGAGCUCUUUGACAUGUGACCUCCUCCUUCUCUGUAUAAAACAUGGAGAGACUACAGCUCCCAGCCUCCCUCACACUGACGUGUAACUGCAGUAACUGGGUCACAGCUACCCUGCUGUGCUGUCCAGGCUUUUGUAAAUUUAAGUAAUGCAGAGUUUAGCGUUCAAAGGCCGUUGAAAUGCUAGUUCUAUCUGCCCAUUGCUGCCUGAAGACGAAUCCUACAAUAAAGAAAAAAUAGCUACUUGCUAAAUACGUUUUUUUUCUAAGAGCUCCUGCUGGCUUAUUAUGGGUCAUUCUUGGCUGAGGUUUCCUAGAGCUGCAAAUGUAUCUUACUGAAGCAAAGUGGGAUACCAUAAUUCAUUUGUGCAUUUUAUUUUAUGCAGCUUGUAAAUUGUAGGUGUCGCUGGCUGACUCAUUCUGUCAAAGCAAUGGCUGACUCAUUCCAAUGUGUUUGGAUGAGCUCUACAGACUGGUACAGAACCCGGACUGUGCCUGAUCACUUAGUCAUAAAUCCUAUUUCUUUGCUAAUUAUUAAUCCUUUUUUAUCUCUGUCCUUCCCAAUUUUGAAUUCAAAGUCAUAUUUCAGAUCCUUCAUUUCGGAAGAGUGCUCUCUCUGAAACACAUGCAGCCAGCAGGCGUUCUCCACUUCAUGAGUUAGACCCAGGAGUAGCUGGUUCUGGCAGACUGCAGGCACCUCACUGACCAGAGGAGGUGCUAUAAUGCAAUGAGGCUGUGAAUAGCCUGACAAUGGCAUCCCUCCCUCCCUGGGAAAGGCUAAGGCCAAUUUAUGCUUCCUCCCUGUGGGAUAGUCAGCAUGAGGAUGGUGAAGACUGAAUUCUAGACCAUUUGGAGCAUUACUGUAACAACAGCCACUGCUUUUGCUGGAUGAACCAACAAAGAGUCCAUAAUGUUAUAUUUUGACAAAAGAAAAUCUUUGUUUAUCUGUACUUAAUGUUUUUUGGGUUGUGAAGUACCUUGCUUUUUCAAAAGGUAUUAAAGAGGUGAGGGGGGAAGGGUUCAGAAAAGGAUUCACAUUUUUUGUCCUUGAAUUUUUAUACAUGCAGUUGCAGUUUGUGUGAUAUUAUGUGUUAAGUGGUAUGUAUUUUGACAUUAAAUAUGUUCAUGUUUUAUGAAAUGUGAACAGAUGCUUUUGAAUUUGAAAGUAUUACACAGUUUAUCUAAAAUUA